Protopolystoma xenopodis is the source of this 199-nucleotide messenger RNA. Lineage: Eukaryota; Metazoa; Platyhelminthes; Monogenea; Polystomatidea; Polystomatidae. The record is from the annotation of a GenBank genome assembly.
GUUUAUAAAUUUGUUUUUGAGGGAUGCGGUUGUUGAUUAUUGUGAGCUGGAUGUGUGGCUAAGGCAGCAAAAAUCGAUUUAUGUAUAUACACCGCGUGUUUAUAUGCCAACAAGUGGUAAUUUGAAUCUGUUUUGGUGUAGUGGAUCCAUGGCAGGAGUGAUUAUGUCUCGUGUCUUUGGGUGUAUUGGGCUCUGUUGA